CUGAUACGUUUUAAUAAUUUGUUUCUUUACUAAACAUAAUAAAUCGAAUGUAUCCGCUUUUAGUGGGCCUAUUAUUCUGUUAGUGCUUCGAUUUAUAGCUUAACUUUUCUAGCAUCUGGCCGUAUGCCACAAGCCCCUUGUGGAGUCACGACAGUGUGACGUCACGUUUGGUGCCAUAAAGCGUUGUUUUGUUUGCCGUAAAGCGCAAGCUAGUUUAUGAAAAUAAAGUCGCGUGUACAUAUAGUUGUACGCUUCCGUGUAAGUAAUAACUUUAGUUACGCUUUAAAAAAAUACACAGUUAAAUACAGUUACAAUAAUUAUGACGUUUGUGUAUUGACGAGUGUUUCGAGUCCUUUACUAUGACAGUGGUGAAUUUGUCCUUCGCUGCUUGUGGCUUUUUGGGCAUCUACCACUUGGGAGCAGUGGGGGCCUUCCUCCGUCAUGGGGGCAAGCUGCUGGGGUCCCUCAGAGCCUGUGCGGGGGCCUCAGCUGGGGCCCUGGUUGCUGCUGUGAUGAUUACUGCUCCUGACAAGAUCAAACACUGCAAAGAAUUUACGUAUGAUUUUGCUGAGGAUGUGCGAAAACAGAGAUUUGGGGCGCUCACACCGGGCUACAGCAUCAUGCUAAAGCUGCGGGAAGGGAUUGAAGAGAUGCUUCCGACUGAUGCCCACAUCCUGGCAUCUGAUCGCCUCCACGUCUCGUUGACGCAUUUCGGAAGCGGGAAGAAUCACAUCGUGUCCCAGUUUAACUCCAGAGAGGACCUCAUCAGGGCUCUCCUGGCCAGCAGCUUUGUGCCAAUCUAUGCUGGAUUUCAACCCGUGGAAUUCCGAGGACAGAAAUGGAUGGAUGGCGGCUUCACCGACAGCCUUCCAAUCCUUCCUGUGGGCCGAACCAUCACCGUGGCCCCGUUUGCCAGCCAUCAAGACGUGUGUCCUUCACAUCAGGGUCGUGAGUUUGAAACCCAACUGAGGCUGGCCAAUAUGAACAUAGCGUUCUCCGUGGAGAACCUGAAACGUCUGAACCAGGCUUUGUUCCCCCCAUCCACCGUUGGCAUGGAGUCCCUCUGUCAGGAAGGUUUUGAUGAUGCCAUGAGGUUUCUCAAGAGGGAGAGCUGGACCAGCUAGCUGAGUGGGAGUCACAAUGAAAUACUGUAUUUUCUAGACGAUUUCACACUGGUAUAUAACUAAAUAUGUUUUUAAAUGCUUUUAAAAUAUGUUUUUAAUGUUAAUUUAUACUGACAGACACAAACCAAGGAGGGAAUAUUAAUAACAUCGACAGCCACAAGGUUUGUGACAAGAGAGGGUGAAGACUGAAGUGCCUUCAGGGAUGUGGAAUGAGAUCGAGAGCUUGGUGAACUUGCUUACCGGUAACUUGCUCGCUGGUUUGUUGGAUUCCUUUAGCCCAGGGGUGUUCACAGUAAGACCCUGGGGCCAUUUGCGGGCCAUUUUUGUGGGCCAUUUGAAAAAUAAAUUUACAAGAAUAAAGUCAAAAUAUUAACAGAAAAAAGUUGAAAUAUAAUAAGAGAAAACGUAAUUUUACAAGAAUAACGUCAAAAUAUUAACCGAAAAAAGUAGAACUAUAAUAAGAAAAAACGUAAUUUUACAAGAAUAAAGUCAAAAUAUUAACAGAAAAAAGUAGAACUAUAAUGAGAAAAAAACGUAAUUUUACAAGAAUAAAGUCAAAAUAUUGACAGAAAAACUUGAACUAUAAUAAGAAAAAACGUAAGUUUACAACAAUAAAAUCAAAAUAUUAACAGAAAAAGUUGAAAUAUAAUAAGAAAAAAACGUAAUUUUACAAGAAUAAAGUCAAAAUAUUAAAAGAAAAAAUAGAAAUAAGAAAAAAAAAUUUUUUGUAAGAAUAAAGUCAAAAUGUUGAGAUAAAAGGUUUAAAUAUAAUGAUUAAAAAAAAUGUAAUUUUACAAGAAUAAAGUCAAAAUAUUAACAGAAAAAGUAGAAAUAUAAUAAGAAAAAACAUAAUUUUAUAAGGAUAGUCAAAAUAUUGACAGAAAAAGUUGAAAUAUAAUAAGAAAAAAACUUAAUUUUACAAGAAUAAAGUCAAAAUAUUAAAAGAAAAAAUAGAAAUAAGAAAAAAAAAAAUUUGUAAGAAUAAAGUCAAAAUGUUGAGAUAAAAGGUUUAAAUAUAAUGAUUAAAAAAAUGUAAUUUUACAAGAAUAAAGUCAAAAUAUUAACAGAAAAAGUAGAAAUAUAAUAAGAAAAAAACAUAAUUUUAUAAGGAUAGUCAAAAUAUUGACAGAAAAAGUUGAAAUAUAAUUUAAAAAAACGUAAUUUUACAAAAAUAAAGUCAAAAUAUUAACAGAAAAAGUUGAAAUUUAAUAAAAAAUGUAAUUUUACAAGAAUAAAGUCAAAAUAUUAACAGAAAAAUAUUAACAAGAAUAAAGUAAUAGGCAAAAAAAAUGACACUUUACAAAGAAAAAAAGAAAGCAAAAUAACAUCAUUUUUGAAAAAUUAGUUUGGGGACAAAUUAUAA
Molecule: messenger RNA, 2487 nt
Organism: Doryrhamphus excisus (bluestripe pipefish)
Lineage: Eukaryota; Metazoa; Chordata; Actinopteri; Syngnathiformes; Syngnathidae
Gene: pnpla4
Product: patatin-like phospholipase domain containing 4
Biological process (GO): lipid homeostasis; triglyceride catabolic process
Cellular component (GO): membrane; lipid droplet; cytoplasm
Molecular function (GO): retinyl-palmitate esterase activity; triacylglycerol lipase activity
Source: RefSeq, a predicted model, not a curated record